This is a messenger RNA of Tachyglossus aculeatus (Australian echidna), 1531 nucleotides long. It is a transcript of the gene CHI3L1, whose product is annotated as chitinase 3 like 1. Lineage: Eukaryota; Metazoa; Chordata; Mammalia; Monotremata; Tachyglossidae. Gene Ontology annotation, molecular function: chitin binding. The coding region runs from base 50 to 1201 and encodes 383 amino acids. Gene Ontology annotation, biological process: carbohydrate metabolic process; chitin catabolic process. Gene Ontology annotation, cellular component: extracellular region. The transcript is spliced from 10 exons. The record is from RefSeq and is a predicted model, not a curated record.
CCCAGCCAGCCUCCUCCGAGCAGAGAGAUUUCCCCCAGGCUGCGACGACAUGAAUCUCCAAGCCAUGAGGACAGGUUUUGCCAUUUUGGUGCUUCUUCAGUGCAGCUGUGCCUUCAAACUGGUUUGCUAUUACACCAACUGGUCCCAGUAUCGGCCUGGGGAUGGGGCCUUCCUCCCGGAAGACAUCGACGCUUCUCUGUGCACUCACAUCAUCUACAGCUUUGCUGGUUUGGGAACAAAUGGAGAAAUUGACACCUUGGAGUGGAACGAUGUCACCCUCUAUGAAACCUUCAAUGAUCUCAAAACAAAGAAUGCCAAGUUGAAGACACUGCUGUCCAUUGGUGGGUGGGCAUUUGGAACUCAAAGGUUUUCCAGCAUGGCAUCCAGUCCCAGUAGCCGCAGCACGUUUGUCCAGUCGGUGGCCCCGUUCCUGCGAAGGUUUGGUUUCGAUGGGUUGGACCUGGCCUGGCACUACCCGGGAAUUAGAGACAAGCAGCACUACGUCACUCUGUUGCAGGAAAUAACUGCUGCUUUCACCCAGGAAGCUAAAAUAACAGAGAAGGAGAGACUCUUGCUUAGUGCACCUUUGCCUGCAGGACGGGUCAACCUAGACAAUGGCUAUGACAUCCCUAAAAUCUCCAAGUACCUGGAUUUGAUCAGCCUGUUGGCGUUUGACUUCCACGGCGACUGGGAAAAGGUCACAGGCCACAACAGCCCCCUCUUCCGAGGACAGGAUAAAGGGGCCUCCAGAUCCAGCAAUACCGAAUAUGCGGUGGGCUACGUGCUGAGCAAAGGAGCCCCAGCCAGUAAGCUUCUCAUGGGGAUCCCUACAUUUGGACGGACCUUCACCCUGGCCUCUUCAGACUCUGGCGUCGGGGCCCAGGCCUUGGGCCCAGGGUUGCCCGGACCCUUCACCACAGAGAAAGGGAAGCUGGCCUACUACGAGAUCUGCACCUUCCUCCAGGGAGCCACCACCUCUGUGAUCCCAGGGCAAGGAGUCCCCUAUGCCACCAAGGGCAACCAGUGGGUGGGGUACGAUGACCCAAAGAGUGUCAAAGCAAAGGCUGAGUUUCUGAAGGAUAAGGGCCUGGCCGGUGCCAUGGUCUGGGCCCUGGACUUGGAUGACUUCCGUGGAGAGUUCUGUGGCCAGAAGCCAUAUCCACUCAUCAGGACCAUCCGAGACACACUGCGCUCAGCCUAACACUUCCGGGGGCUGUCCCUCCCUUUCCCAACUUCCUGCUUCUGCUCAGGGUACAGGCUGGCUUCACAGUCUGCCAUGGAAGUGGGCCUGCUGACUUCUCUUCCAAUCUAAUGCUGGUUGUGGCCCGCUCCGGGCUGAAACCCCAAUCUUCCACAAUAUGGCUGGGCCUCCUGGCCUGUCUUCGGAGGGACAGAGAGGGACCUAGGAUGUCCAGGACUUCCUCCUUUCUCCCUCAGUCCCCUUGGAAAGCACUUUCGACCUCCCUGAAUGCCAACUGCAAGCAUCCUUCGGGUACCCGCCUCUAAUGAACAAUAAAGGAACCAUUGGUCA